AUGCCCGCGAGCGCGGCGCGGAAGCGCUCGAGACGCACCGUCGAUCGCGCGCGUCCGAACGAUCGCGUCGCGAAAGCGCGCGCCCACGCGCCCACGCGCGGCGAGGACGCGAGCGAUUCGAGCGAUGACGAACGCGAGGGGGCGGCGGCGGCGGUCGCCGGAACGUCGGCGUACGACGCGCUCUUGGCCUCGCUCGGGACGCGUGGGGUAGACGCGCACGCGAGCGAUGAGAGCGAGAGCGAGCGCGAGAGCGAGAGCGAGGAGGAUGGGAGCGAGGAGGAUGGGAGCGAGGAUGCGGAUGCGAGCGACGACGGUGCGGACGGCGCGGACGACGCGGAGGUCGACGCGACGGAAUCCGACGAUGAAAGGAGCGUCGAGGAAGAGGGAGAGGACGAAGAGAACGACGAUGGAGGGACGGAUGAAGACGCGGGCGAGAGUGGCGAUGAAAAUCAGGAUGCGUCGGCGAUGGAACGACACGCGCGUCUGGGCGAAGCGCUCCGAGCGCGCGACGCGGAGGAGUUGAAGACGAGGAAAAUCGUUUGGCGGGGCGAAUCGGGCGCGGGCGCGUCGACGUCUGGGUCACGCGACGACGUGUGGGAGGGGGCGUGCGGGUUGGAGGUACCGAAAGCGAUGGAGAAACCGAAUUUCGUAAACGCGAAGACGGCGGAGCGAUGGAAGGAAGCGACCGGAAAAGCGGGAUUCGCGAGCGCGUCGCAAGCGGCGCUGUACUCGGUCUUGGCGUCUUACGUGGAUGUGCAACACGGUAAUAGAAAACUCGUUCCCGACCAAGGUCCGGCGGGGCAACAGAUGAACGAUGAGACGCUGGACGCGGUGUGUCUGCACGUUAUCGAUCACGUGACGCGGACGAGAAAUCGCGUGAUGAAGAACAACGAGGGGCUCGCCAAGAAGGCCAAGGCUGGGAUCAAGGUUGUCGAGGACGAUCUUCCGCGCGAUCAAGGGUUCGUGCGGCCGACUGUGUUGUUCCUGACGCCGAUGCGAAACAUCGCGGGUCGGGCGAUUAUGCGUUUGCUCGAUUUGUGUCCCGCAGCGCACGGACGAAACGACGCGGUGAAUAAGCUCGAGCGGAUCGAGGAAGACUUUUUAGCCUACGAAGCAAGCGAUGACGAAAAUGACGAGGUGGCGGGUAAGAAGCGCAAGUUUAAGCCAUUCGUUCCGGAGGAUCACACCGCGCUCUUCAAGGGAAAUACGGACGACCACUUUCGGCUCGGCUUGAAGCUCACAAAAGCGAGCGUGCGUCUGUACGUCGAUUUCUUCGGCGCGGACAUCAUCUUUGCCUCGCCACUCGGUAUCGUCACCGCGCUCCAGGAUGAGAAAACGGCCGGGGAUUUCCUGAGCUCGAUCGAGAUUCUAGUUAUCGAUCACGCGCACGUCAUUCAGAUGCAAAACUGGGCGCACGUCGUGACCAUUCUGGACGCCAUGAACCAGCUCCCGAAAGACAUGCGUGAUUGCGACGUUCAGCGCGUGCGCGAGUCACACUUGAAUGGAUUCGCCCGCAACGUCCGGCAGACGAUCCUUUUGUCGGCGUUUCAGACACCGGAGAUUAACUCGCUCUUCAAUCGUCGAUGCGUAAAUUUCGCGGGCAAGGUUCGGUUGCGCACGACGUACAAGGGCGUUUUGGGACAGCUCACGCUGAAGACACGGCAGCAGUUUGAGCGAAUUCCGAUGAAAUCUUCGGAUGUGGUGAACGCAGAUGACAUUCGUUUCAAGUACUUCGUGAAGAAUGUGCUCCCUCGCGUUCGAGAGAAUCCCGAGCCGGGCGUCGUCAUCUUCGUCAGCUCGUACUUUGAUUUCGUUCGCGUUCGCAACUUGCUCACCAAGGAGGACGUUUCAUUCGCGGUGAACAGCGAGUACACCGAGCCUCGAGAGGCUGCGCGCGCGCGCACGCUCUUCGCCGACGGUCGAAAGCGUGUUUUGCUCCUCAGCGAGAGAGCGCACUUUUACUUUCGCCGCCGCAUCAAGGGCGCGAGAGAAAUUUGUUUCUACUCCCUCCCGGAGCACGCGCACUUCUACCCCGAGCUCGUGUCGUAUCUCGCCGGUUCAUCCGCCGCGGUGUCCAGCGCGUCCAACCCGGCGGUGGGCCACGCCGCCGGAGUAGUCGCCCUCUUCUCCAAACUCGACGCCCUCAAGCUCGAGCGCGUCGUCGGCGCCGCGCGACGCGCGAAAAUGAUCGGCUCCAAGGAGCGUCCCAUGUUCCUCUUCAUCUAG
Molecule: messenger RNA, 2226 nt
Organism: Ostreococcus tauri
Lineage: Eukaryota; Viridiplantae; Chlorophyta; Mamiellophyceae; Mamiellales; Bathycoccaceae
Product: Digestive organ expansion factor, predicted
Exons: 1
Coding region: 1-2226 (741 amino acids)
Biological process (GO): maturation of SSU-rRNA from tricistronic rRNA transcript (SSU-rRNA, 5.8S rRNA, LSU-rRNA)
Cellular component (GO): small-subunit processome; nucleolus
Molecular function (GO): U3 snoRNA binding; rRNA binding
Source: RefSeq, a predicted model, not a curated record